AUGAUGAUGAUGAUGAUGAUGAUGAUGAUGAUGAUGAUGAUGAUGAUGAUGAUGAUGAUGAUGAUGAUGAUGAUGAUGAUGAUGAUGAUGAUGAUGAUGAUGAUGAUGAUGAUGAUGAUGAUGAUGAUGAUGAUGAUGAUGAUGAUGAUGAUGAUGAUGAUGAUGAUGAUGAUGAUGAUGAUGAUGAUGAUGAUGAUGAUGAUGAUGAUGAUGAUGAUGAUGAUGAUGAUGAUGUAUUUUGUUGAGAAUCGGAUUAUAUGGUAA
Schistosoma mattheei is the source of this 264-nucleotide messenger RNA. Lineage: Eukaryota; Metazoa; Platyhelminthes; Trematoda; Strigeidida; Schistosomatidae. The record is from the annotation of a GenBank genome assembly.